UAGGCUAUAGCGAUCUUUACCUAAUUGCUAAAACACAACCUUGAUCUUGAGAAGAUGACUGGCAAACAACAGCAGACCCUGGCUUUCCCUGGCACUUUAGGUGUUCAGGUGAUUGAAACUAAAGUGAGAGACUCGCCCAUCGACUCUGUGGUGGUCUACCAAGAUCGUGCCGAGGUCAAGAGAAGGCUGUCAGUUCAUCUUGCUACUGGAGAGAAUGAGCUCAUCAUUUCUGACCUGACGGACUGUGUCGACCAAAACUCUGUCAGGGUUGAAGGUCAGGGCAACGCUGUGAUCACUGAUGUGAUAUACUCGUCAAAGGAGAGCUCCAAUGAUGAACUAACAACCACUGGAAGUAAAGAGGAGCUUGAACACAUCAAGGAAGAGAUUUCUGAGACUGUGAAGGAAUUGCGACACUUGCAAAUCAGAAGAGAAGUGCUCAAUAAAGAAAAGGAACUCCUCAACAAAUUUGCCAAACAUGUGUCAACCAUACACACUGUUGAGGGCUCUGACCAUAGUCUGUCUCAGCUUGUGGAUGGGGAGAGUGUCUCUGUUGUCAUUGAGUUGUUCCAAAGAGUGGAGAGCAAGUUGAGUGACCUUGACUCUCGACUGAGCGUGAUAGCUGGAGAGGAGAAGUGCCUCCAAGACAAGUUGGCUGUUUUGCAAGCCAAUGCUGAUAAACUCAACCCUAAGAAAAAGAAAGCCACCACUGAGACCCUGCGAACUCUCCAUGUUGGCUUAGAAGCUGCCGAGGAGGGAGAGGCCAUUUUGUUUGUCUCGUAUGUAGUGACCAACGCCUCCUGGUCGUCCUCUUACGAUGUCAGAGUUUUCACCAAAGACAAGACGAUGAAGGUUCAGUACUAUGGUCUCAUAAAGCAGGUGACUGGUGAGGACUGGGAGAAUGCCAAGAUCUCACUCUCCACUGCUCAGCCCAGUGUCGGUGGGUCAGCACCUCCUCUCAACACCAAGAUCAUCAGGUUCAAGAGACCAAAGCCGAGGUACAAUUACCAACCAAUCAGCUAUGGAGCAAUGUCUAAGAAGCAAAUUCUUGGUGGGAGGCUGACGGAGUAUGACCCAACAAUUGAAGACUCCUAUUGCAACAGCUCUGUUGAUAUAGAGUGUGGUAUGGAUGAGUUUGCUCUUAUGGCUCCUCAGUCAUCACUGGCUAGAGCAGGCCUUGUAGAGUCACCAGGAAAAAAAAAUCGAUCUUCUCCCCCACCAGCUCUGGACGUUGCUGUAGCUGAGGUGACUGCUGGAUUGUUCAACACCACGUAUGCCAUUCCCAGAGCCACAACCAUCCCAGCUGACAACACUGAGCACAAGGUGACGAUAGCUCUGGUUGACCUGGUCCCUGAGCUGACGUACAGCUCUGUCCCUCGACUCUCCCCUCACUCCUUCCUGCAAGCCAAGGCCACCAACUCCUCACCCUACACCAUCCUGGCUGGACCAGCCAACGUCUUCUUGGACAACAACUUCAUCGCUAAGUCGACGAUGAGUGAUGUAUCUCCGGGUGAGGAGUUUGUGAGCUCCCUGGGAGCAGACCAGUCGAUCCGCAUCACUGUGAGACCAGUGGCCACAGUACACAACACUCGCACUGCCAUGCUGGGAGGGGCAAAGACAAAUACCAUCACCUACACUCACACUUUCCUGGUCAAGAACACCAGAAGUGACUCUGUUAACAUCAAGGUCUCAGAGCAAGUGCCUCUCAGCACUGAUGAUAGAAUCAAGGUGAGUGUGGUUGACCCUGCUGUGAGGAAGGUGGGUGACAAGUGUCCUCUCCCGUUUGGUCACGCUCAACUCAACAAGUCUCACAACCUGGAGUGGUAUGCAGCCGUGGGGGCCGGCUCAGAGUGUGAGCUCAAGCUGGUCUACACUGUAGAGCACCCGGCACAAGAUGGAGUCCAUGGACUGUUUAAGUAACAUACUUUUAGUGAUCUGAAUUUGAAAAUGUUAGUUUAGAUCUACAUUGGAUUUAAUAAGUGUGUGUGUGUUAUCACUGUUGUGUGUGUGUGACAGAUGAUUAAGUACAAGAGUUGUUAUAGGCUUCUAGUAA
Halichondria panicea is the source of this 2050-nucleotide messenger RNA. Its product is annotated as protein F37C4.5-like. Lineage: Eukaryota; Metazoa; Porifera; Demospongiae; Suberitida; Halichondriidae. Bases 55 to 1917 code for a protein of 620 amino acids. The record is from RefSeq and is a predicted model, not a curated record. The transcript is spliced from 12 exons.